AUGUGGCAGCUGAAAGGAAUGUCAAUUACGGUCAACUGCUGUAAAGAAGAUCCUCAACGUGCCAGGCGCCAGCUGAUCUACGAGUACAAUCGCAAACCUUCAGUUUACGUCGAGAAUGAUCCUAUCAAAACCUGCCUACGGAUUCCUGGACGUGUCGUUGAUUUCUUCAAUGAUUUAUUCCAAAAACCUCUGGACGUAGAAGCCGUUGCUACUCAACCCCGAGAACAGGGAGAAACAUCCGAUAAUCUCGCAGCUGGAGCCCCUCGUAGUGCCGUGUGUGACAAUCUUGACGUUUCUGUGUACAAGGUUCUUCAGCGUGCCAUAUGCUACGCCGGUGCCGGAUUGGGUAUCGUAGGUAUAGGUAUGGUUUCUUUCUUCGCUCUUUUCACCGCAGCCGGUGCGGCAUGUGCUGUCAUCACUUGCAACAAGUUGGCCGACCAGCAGUGCCAAGAAGUCUACGAUCCCUGUGACAGCGAGGCCUACUACGAGGGCCAAACCAUAAUGACGGCGCAGAACAACUACCAACCGGGAUCCAUAACCGACAGAGCGCCAAUGCAGCAUCAUCGGUAUCACCCACCCUACUUGAUGUGA
Molecule: messenger RNA, 591 nt
Organism: Babesia sp. Xinjiang
Lineage: Eukaryota; Apicomplexa; Aconoidasida; Piroplasmida; Babesiidae
Exons: 4
Coding region: 1-591 (196 amino acids)
Source: RefSeq, a predicted model, not a curated record